Lactuca sativa (garden lettuce) is the source of this 2190-nucleotide messenger RNA. RefSeq lists its product as uncharacterized. Gene Ontology annotation, molecular function: DNA binding; DNA-binding transcription factor activity. Gene Ontology annotation, biological process: regulation of DNA-templated transcription. Gene Ontology annotation, cellular component: nucleus. The record is from RefSeq and is a predicted model, not a curated record. Lineage: Eukaryota; Viridiplantae; Streptophyta; Magnoliopsida; Asterales; Asteraceae.
UGUCUUACAGCUCAAAUCCCCUUUUUUUCAUAAACCAAUUCCUACGGAGUCAUAAAUAAUAAAUAAAUAAUCAUAAUCAUGGCAGUACGUCUCAGUUAACGGAGAGCAAUCCAUAUUGUCUAUCUUGCUCAUUUUCAAGAAAAUGGGAUUUGGCGGGAAAUUUCGGGGUUUAGUUAAACCCUACCGGCAAAUCAGAAGGUUUCCAUUUGCUUAGAAACCAAAAAGGUUGCAAUUGAUCAACUGUGCUGGAUCGUUCAGCAGGAAACGCAGUUAAAAUUCACAAUAGGAACCCUGAUGUUGGACGUAUCGUCUUCUUUACCAUCAACUGCUUUUCAAAGUGUUUAGCUACGAAAAAGAAAUGGAUGCACUGAGUAUAAUCCGGGAGAAGAAAGACACACUGGAAAUAAUCUUGACAAAUGUUCAUCGAACAUAUGCAAAGAAGUAUGAGAUCAUUGAGCAUAUAGAAAAGGAAUUUAAACUCCAAAUCAUUUUGAUGUCACCGGAUGUUGAUGAUAUAAAGAAGGUUUCACUUUCAGAGGGUGGUGGAAAUGGCGUAACUGUAUAUAUAUUGAAAUCUUUAAGUGUGAAAGAAGUUAAUAAUCUUUGGGCAAAUGCAAUGGCACAAGAAAAAAGUAAAAGGGAAAUAUCAUCGUCAUCGGGGAAAUCAGGAGAUAAAAGAAAGAGAGAAACUGAUGAGGAAAAUGGAAAUGUAGAAAAGAAAAGGAGGAUUGUUUGGACAAAGGAGAUGCAUCAAAAGUUCUUGGACGCCAUUGAUCAAUUAAGGAAUGAUAAAGUUGUUCCAAAGAAGAUAGCUGAACUUAUGAAUGUUCCAGGAUUGACAAGAGAAAACGUGGCUAGUCAUUUGCAGAAGUAUCGAUUGUGCAUGAAACGAGCUCAAGGAAUGUUUACAAGUUCUUCAUAUGAUUUCACUGACCCUUUCAAUCUCAACCCUUCACAAGCAAAUUCUCAAGAAUCCCAUUGGAAUCCUUUUCCUUUUCAAAUAAGAUCAAGAAACACUACUCCAAGCCUAUUCAGUUUGAGCUGUUAUGAAUCAAGAUUAAGGACAUUUCCAAAUAUGCCCCUACUAAGCAAAAUCCAGUUCAAACCCGACCGUAGUUUUAGGGUUUGUGGCAAUGAAAAGCAAAACAUCCUUUUAAGCAUUGAAGACAAUAAUAGGAUAUGCUCGGAUUCAAGUUUUGCUGGUUUUAGAUUAGCUAAUGAUGGAAAGUCUAUUCAGUUUGGGCAAAAUGGUCAUUUUGACGAUGGCAGUGUGAAUAAGAGUUACAUUCAGCAGGAUGAUUUUUGUCCAGAAAUGGGAAAUGACGAUUCCACCCUUGGGCCAGAAAGAGACGACUGGAUGUCUUCCGUGGCCAGUCUUCUAGGUGUUGAUGACAACUUGCCAUCCAUUUUGACUCCGCAGCAACCACCUACACCGUCUCAUCAGAACAAGGUGGUUGCAACCACCAUGACUCAGCCACCACCAUCUGUUGGGCUGCAGUGGAGUGACUGGGCGGAUCCCCCCGGUUAUUCUCCUCAGCAGCCACCACCACCACCAGGAAACGAGGUCAAUGACAACUUUGAGAUUUUUAGUGAUUUCAUCUCAACGGGUCUUUGUGAAUUGGGGAAGGGAAUGGAUGAGAAUGGUGUUGAUGCAACUGGGAUAUGCGGUUUUGAUGACUUACUGUUUAAUAAUCAGGAUUUGACUUGAUUCAAUAGAUAUGUAGCUUGUUUUGACUUUUUUUUUGAGACAAAUAUGUAAAUACUAACUCUAUAUAUUAUAUUGGUGAUUUAUGUACACGUGGUGUAUUUCCCCAGAGUUUUGUUAUCAUUAAGCAACUUGUGUGCAUGUAAUGUUCUUAUAUAAUACUCCACGAAAGAAAUUAAACAUUACUCAUCAGAUUAAUAACGAAAUGAUUUGCUUAUCAACUUAUUUUUGGCUAUGUUCCAAUUUCUGUAGGGAAAUUAAACUAUUGUGCACUCACACUUCUUCACUUAUUUAUGGCCUUAAAUCCUUUUUUGGUGCCCGUAUGAAACUCAAUUACCUAAAAUGUUCCAUGACAUUAAAAUCAUUAAUAGUUUUAUAGGUGACAAUUCUCGAUACGAAAACACAAGUAAAAGAAAACCGGGUUUGAGUUGAGUUUUUCUAAUCCGCCAACCCGUUUAUUAUACGGGUUUGCAAAUAAUUUUGCA